AUGGGACAGAGCUGUGGCAGCUGCUUCUCAAGAUCCCAUGAUAUCCCAAUAUCAUCCUCUUCAGACCCUUCUCCUCAGCAUGAAUAUCGUCCUCCACGCAUAAAAUCCAAACAACCCGUAGACGCAAUACCAAAACCAGUCCCUUCCAAAACAUUCUCAUCGUCUUCAGAGAUUGGAAUUGGACCAAUUUUAGGCAAACCCUACUUUGAGCUGUCCACACUCUAUGUACUGGGUAAAGAACUUGGGAGGGGUCAGUUUGGGAUUACUCGUCUCUGCACAGAAAAGGCCACAGGCCUACAAUAUGCCUGCAAGUCUAUUUCCAGGCGAAAACUUAUUAGCACGAAGGAUAUAGAAGAUGUUAGGAGAGAGAUUCUGAUUCUACAGCAUGUGACUGGACAACCCAAUAUUGUGGAGUUCAAGGGUGCUUAUGAGGACAUACAAAAUCUGCACUUGGUGAUGGAGGUUUGCUCUGGUGGUGAGCUUUUCGAUCGAAUCACGGCUAAAGGGCGUUACUCAGAGAAAGAAGCAGCAAGGAUCGGUAGGCAGAUUUUGAAUGUGGUUCAUGCGUGUCAUUUUAUGGGAGUGAUGCAUAGGGACUUGAAGCCUGAGAAUUUCUUGCUGGUGAGCCGCGACGACGAUGCUCCAUUGAAGGCCAUCGAUUUUGGGCUCUCUGUCUUCAUAGAGGAAGACUUGGAAAAUUUGCUUGCUAAAAUUGGAACCUUGGUUGGUGUUAGUAAUGAGAGUACUUAUGUGGAUAGUAAUGAGAGUACUUAUGUGGAUGGCACUAUGGGUCAGCAAAACCAAGUAAAUAGUGAAAGUGACAAGUCAACCAGGUCAAUGAUAGUUUCUUUGUUCCCUCUAAAUUCAAACGGACAAAACAUCAAGCUGAAGGUAGAAUUGGUACUCCACAGCAUAAUGGCUGGGUCCAUAGCCCAUGACAUAUACAUGUGA
Messenger RNA from Ilex paraguariensis (yerba mate), 951 nucleotides. The record is from the annotation of a GenBank genome assembly. Lineage: Eukaryota; Viridiplantae; Streptophyta; Magnoliopsida; Aquifoliales; Aquifoliaceae.